AUGAUGGUGAUGAUGAUGGUGGUGAUGAUCGUGAUAAUGAUGGUGAUGAUAAUGGUGGUGAUGAUUGUGAUGAUGAUGGUGAUGAUGAUCGUGAUAAUGAUAGUGAUGAUGUUGAUGAUGAUGAUGAUGAUGAUGGUGGCGAUGAUGAUAAUAGUGGUGAUGAUCGUGAUAAUGAUGGUGGUGAUGAUGAUGAUGAUAGUGGCGAUGAUGAUGGCGGCGGUAGUGGUCAUGAUCGUGAUAAUGAUCGUGAU
Molecule: messenger RNA, 251 nt
Organism: Paramuricea clavata
Lineage: Eukaryota; Metazoa; Cnidaria; Anthozoa; Malacalcyonacea; Plexauridae
Source: the annotation of a GenBank genome assembly